This is a messenger RNA of Cygnus olor (mute swan), 1298 nucleotides long. It is a transcript of the gene JKAMP, whose product is annotated as JNK1/MAPK8 associated membrane protein. The transcript is spliced from 7 exons. Gene Ontology annotation, molecular function: ubiquitin protein ligase binding. Gene Ontology annotation, cellular component: membrane. The record is from RefSeq and is a predicted model, not a curated record. Lineage: Eukaryota; Metazoa; Chordata; Aves; Anseriformes; Anatidae. Gene Ontology annotation, biological process: response to unfolded protein. Bases 107 to 1051 code for a protein of 314 amino acids.
GGGUGCGGCACCCCGCCCGCCGCGCUUGCUCGGGUGGGCGGGGCUUGGCGCCGCGGCGGAAGUGGAAGUGACGUAGGCGGAAGGGGCUCGUUGCUAGGACACGGGGAUGAUCCGCUCAGCCGUCGCCAUCCACCCCGCCUGCCUGGGGCUGUACUGCGGCCGCACCGUCCUGGCCGUCAACGGCUCCGUGGAGACCUACGGGGACUGCGGGGUGUGCCCGAGGGGCCAGCGGACCGACGAGAACAAAAUCUGCCGGGAAUGCGUGGGGUCUCCCGACCGCUACGACUGGCUGUACCUCGGCUUCAUGGCCAUGCUGCCCUUGGUCCUGCACUGGUUCUUUAUUGAGUGGUAUUCAGGAAAAAAGAGCUCCAGCGCGCUGCUGCAGCACAUCACCGCCUUGUUCGAGUGCAGCGUUGCGGCGAUUGUUACGCUGCUCGUCAGCGACCCCGUUGGCUCCCUGCACAUCCGAUCCUGCAAGGUGAAGAAGCUUUCGGACUGGUACACGAUGCUCUACAAUCCGAGCCCCGAUUACAUCACCACAGUGCACUGCACCCACGAAGCCGUCUAUCCCCUGUACACCAUCGUGUUCAUAUAUUACGCCUUCUGCCUUGUGCUAAUGAUGCUACUCCGACCUCUGCUGGUGAAGAAAAUUGCCUGUGGCUUAGGGAAGUCCGAUCGAUUUAAAAGUAUUUACGCAGCACUUUACUUCUUCCCUGUCCUCACGGUGCUCCAGGCGGUUGGAGGAGGCCUGCUCUAUUACGCCUUUCCGUACAUCAUACUGGUGUUGUCGUUGGUCACAUUGGCUGUCUACAUGUCUGCUUCUGAAGUGGAGUCUUUCAAGGAUCUCCUUGUCAGGAAGAAAAGGCUGGUUGUCCUCGUCAGCCACUGGCUGCUCCACGCCUAUGGAAUCAUCUCCAUUUCCAAACUGGACAAGCUGGAGCAGGACCUGCCGCUGCUUGCCCUCGUCCCUGCGCCUGCCCUCUUCUACGUGCUGACAGCCAAGUACACGGAGCCAUCACGCAUACUCUCAGAGGGGGGAAAUGGACAUUAGAAAGAUCCUGUGCCAACAGUGCUGUCCCGCAACGACCUGGAGUAAGCAAGUUUCGUGCUUGGUAUGCAUUUGAAAACUUCGGGUUUAGGAGAAGCCAUUUGUGUACAAGACUUCUGGGUGAAACAUUUCUGAGACUGUAUAAUAUUAAAAAGCUGCACUUUGUGUUCUUCACAAACAUCUAGUAUAGAUCAAAGGGAAUGUCUGUAUUUAUUGCCCUGAAUUUGCAUAAAAAGCUUCUGACACAUUC